AUGGCCUCAGAAUUCAUUGGCUACACCAUCGUUGUCACCUUGAAGUCCCCACCUCCUACAAAACAGCUACAGGGCAUAGUGGCUGAUGUUGUCGAGCAACAGCUAGUUCUCGAGAACGUCACUCUUUUGUGGAACGGCCAACACCUCCCUUUGCACCGCAUUGAUUCUUCAGUCAUUGCGGACCUGGAAGUUGUAGCACAGCAGCAAAAUGCUUUUGCAGGCUCGGAGAAUAUCCAUCCUGCACACCAGCGAACACAGGACUCUGAAGCGCCUGAUGUAUCUGCUCCGGAACCCUUUAUCGAUCCUGCCAUCUUGAGCUUCACCAAACCUCCAAUUGAUACUCGCACAAUCUCUGCAGACAGUCACCCAUCUCAACAUCUCCAACCAGACAUCAUUUCUCCUGUGAUGAUUGCGGAUAGCAUCAAACAAAGCCCUGUCAGCGUGGUUCACCAUGAAAACAGUUUCGUGUCUACAAGAACUACGCUAUCGGGUUCUGCGGCUUGGGUGCCAGCAGCCAAGUCGCCGAGGCGAAGCGAAAGGAGAGACUCUACCGCAACGGCGACGCUGACCAAACCCUUCGAUCACAUGGCUCUGAAGGAAGAGGAUCCUGAUUUGGCUGGCCCCUCAGCAAAAGGGAUUUCUUCCCUGCGGGGAACUGCAAGGAAGAACAGGCGCGGAGUAACCCGGAAAGCAAAGGAUCAUAUUUCUGAAAGUACAGCAGGUCUGAAUGACGCCAGCCACGCGGAGAGUCCACAGACAGCGCUGAAGAAAGCUGCUGGGAAGAGCAAAGGUUGGCGGCAGACACCACUUGUCGAGGAAGCAACAACACUCCAAGCUGAGCCUAAGACAAGGCGUCCGAAACACCAAUCUCGAAAGUCCUAUCUGGAAGACACCAAUGGCUGGGCCACGGAGGAUGCAACUGACAUUCAAGACCUGGGAGAAUUUGACUUCGAGCAUAAUCUAUCCAAGUUCGAUAAGCGUCAGGUUUUUGACGACAUACGCAGAGACGACACCACCGCGGACGGCGACCGCCUGUUCAGCUAUAAUCGCGUAGUCAGACCAGGCACAAAUGGGGGACGCAAUCUUCAUCAUACGGAAAACGUGCUGGACCUACCAACUCCAAAAGCCAACACCUGGAAAAGCGAGGCCGGCGAGACAGAAGACGAGUUACUUGAAGAACAUUAUAGCAGUGGUCGAGCUUCGCGGAGAGAUGGCUCUCGACGGCCACCACCAUCAGGAAAAAGCACAUUGAUUCCCAGCAAGGCUUCUGCAACAGCCUCACCUCUUGAUGGCUCCGCCUCAUCUUUUCGGGCUUCUCUUCGACUAGCCUCUACCAACAAGCCUUGUACCCACAUCCCUCCCCUCCAAAUGCUAGAGAUAGAGCAACUGUGUACCUCCGAGCUUGGUCUAGGUGAUGAGCUCCUCACUGAAAAUGCUGGCCGCGGUAUUGCUGAAGCAGCCCUCACCCUACCACCACACCUGCCUCCCAGUCCAACAAUUCUCUUCUUAGUGGGAAACCACAAAUCCGGGUCCCGCGCCGUAGCAGCAGCUCGACACCUCCGCAACCGCAACAUCCGAGUCACCAUCUGCGUUCUGGGCGGUGAGCGUGAAAACAUGUUCCUGGAGAGCGUAAAAAGACAACUAGACGUCUACCGCAAAAGUGGCGGUUGGACAGUUCGAUGGGAUGAAUUCCAAUCCAAACUCUCGUCAGAAACAUCUCCACAUGAUUUGAUAGUCGAUGCUCUGCUAGGCAUGCACGUCACCUUCUCCGAACUCCGCACCGACGACCAAGCCAUCGCAUUCGAGAUGAUUCGCUGGGCCAAUCGAUCAGCCGCUCCUAUUCUUUCGGUCGAUAUACCUUCCGGUAUGAACGCCUCAAACGGGGAAGUCACCGUCGUAGAUUCCUCCCCACUGAUAAUUCACGCUACCUUCAUCGCGUGCCUGGGCGCACCCAAGAGUGGUCUCGUUGCCGCAUUGGGGACGGGUGAGGGACGCAGCCAUGAUUGGAAGCUUAGCGUUGUAGAUAUUGGGAUCAGUAAUGUGGCAUGGAAGAAAUAUGGGACGAGGAGGAGGCAUGGGGUCGAUUUCGGGAGGGAGUGGGUCGUCAAUCUGAAGUUUGUUGCUGCUGGUGGUGGUGGUGGUGGUGGUGGUGGUGGUGGUGGUGCAGCUGCUCCCACUACCAUCGGAGCAGGUGUUGGUGAAUUUGAUGGGGCUUGA
Messenger RNA from Endocarpon pusillum Z07020, 2217 nucleotides. RefSeq lists its product as uncharacterized. The record is from RefSeq and is a predicted model, not a curated record. Gene Ontology annotation, cellular component: P-body. Gene Ontology annotation, molecular function: mRNA binding. The transcript is spliced from 2 exons. Gene Ontology annotation, biological process: P-body assembly; deadenylation-independent decapping of nuclear-transcribed mRNA. Bases 1 to 2217 code for a protein of 738 amino acids. Lineage: Eukaryota; Fungi; Ascomycota; Eurotiomycetes; Verrucariales; Verrucariaceae.